Hyaloperonospora brassicae is the source of this 1425-nucleotide messenger RNA. The record is from the annotation of a GenBank genome assembly. NCBI's taxonomy places the organism in Eukaryota, Oomycota, Peronosporomycetes, Peronosporales, Peronosporaceae.
AUGGCGUCCUUCUCGAUGCCGGAGCAGUACCUCAAUCCGCUGCAACAGCGCGCGGCUGCCGCAGCGCAGGCUCUAUUGGCUCCAGGACGGUCGAUAUCACAACGAGAGAUCCAGACGAUGCUGGAGAAAAACGAGGCGGCGCUGAGGGGCUGGAACGUGCUGCAUAAACAACAGCCUGCCAAGGCAAACGCUGCCGAGCACAAAGAGUGGGUGCGAAGAUGUGUGACGUAUCGGAAACAGAUUGGAGCUAGACUCGAGGUGCUGGCCUCGCUCGCGGACAAGCAGAUUGCUCUGGAAGACGAAAAAAGUGGCGGACAAAAAGCUACGCCCUCGUCAACAGCAGCAGUAGCAGCAGCAGCAGCAGCUCCAAGAAAAGCAAAGACGUCGCGGAAACCAGCGCUGGCAGCUGUAAGUGCUGCGGUCUCGCGUGCCCAGCAACAUUUGGCGUCUGUUGCUCCUCGGCCGGUAUAUGCUCCGCAACAGGCUCCGACGACGUCAACGCCAAUACGACCUGCAUCGACACGGUCGACGUCGAUGAUGGCGUCGCACACGGCCACGCCAACGCCGCCGACUAUGUUUCCUGAUCCCCCGAUGCCUGUCGGAUUUACGUCUGUGAGUCCGAGCAUGUUUUUUCCAUCGGGACAAAUGAAUCCAAUGCAAACGUCGGCUGGAUUCACGUCAGUCACGUCGAUGGCGGCCUCUGGUGUCGCAACGUCGGCCCACGGCUAUUCGAUGAGCUCCAGCGGCCAAACGCUUACGCCGAAUGCGUAUAUGACUUCCACUAGCGGACCUCCUAGUUUGUCUGCAGGAUAUGUGAAUCAGCAAAACUACAUGAUGGGCGGCGGCAUGAUGAACCUCCAACAGCAGCAGUAUAUGUCCAUGCCGAUGCCUAUGAACCUGGCGGGUGGAAACAUGUAUGACCCGAAUUAUGGCAUACCUGCUGUACCAGCAUCCACGAACAUAUACAGCAGUGGAAGCAGCAACAAUAGAAAUAGUGAUAGCAACUUCCCCAUGGAUCCAUUUGUCACUCCACUCGGAUUCGGCUCUGAUGUAAGUUUCGGAUCAUCUGGGUACCCUAUGGAUGGUAUGGUGGGCAUGCCCAUGCAGCAACAAGAACACCAGAUGAUGGGAUCCAUGAACGGAGCCAAUUUUGGAGCACCUAUGGUGACAAACAAUUUCGGAUAUGGAGCAGGCGUUGACAUGCCGGCGUCGUCAUCGCAAAGUAUGAUGCCGCAACCGUUGCCGAUACAUCAGUUUCAGCCAGCGCCGCAACACUUUCCGCAACAGGCCCAGCUUCCGCAGCAGUUACCACCUCAAACUGGGGCAAACGCGAUGAGCUGGUCUCUAGAUUCUGUGGUGUAUGGUGAGAACAACGUGAAUAUCUUUGAAGGGUUGACAGACGAUGCGUUCUUUCCGAUGCAAUGA